AUGCAAGGAUCUUUUGAAGACCCAGGUCUUGUUCCUCGUACUCUUGAUACCGUUUUCAACUCAAUUGGUUCUCAUCUGACUCUUAAAUAUGUAAUUAAACCGAAUGGUCACAAUGGUUUUGAGAUUCAAUCUGAAGCAGAAGCAAUAAUGGAUCGACAGCGUCUCGAAUACUCGGUAAAGCGGACUCCCAUGAAGGGAGAUUACACUCUAUCGGCUUUGGAACAUCGUCUUGUUGAAACAACUGUUAUUCCCAUCUCUCAGCAAUAUCUCUACGCAGUUUUCAUAUCCUAUGUUGAGCUUUAUAAUGAUGUCAUUUACGAUCUGCUGGAUCCCACAAACAGCGGAAAAUCUCUCAGCCUCUAUGAAGAUGCUAAUAAAAAUACCUACGUUAAUGGAGUCACCGAAAUCGAGGUCAAGUCUUCAAAUGAAGCGCUACAGGCUUAUUAUAGAGGUCAACAACGUAGACGUGUUGGUUCUACUAUUCUUAAUAACGAAUCAAGUCGAAGUCAUGGAAUCUUUUUCAUUCGUAUUGUCCGGACUGGAUAUGACCAAACCUAUGAUGAAGUCAUUAUGGUAGAUUCUAUUACAAUAGAUAAGAACUUGCUUUCUGUGAGUCAACUUUGUCUUGUCGAUCUGGCAGGCUCUGAAAGAACCUGCAGAAGUGGAACUGCUGGCACGCGCCUCAAAGAAGCAUCUACAAUCAACAAGUCUCUAAUGUCGCUAAGACAGUGCAUUGAUGCCCUAAGAUCCAAUCAGGGUGCUAAGUCGUUGAAGAACCCGAGCGCUCAACCUCAAAUAGUUCCUUACAGAGAUUGCAAGCUAACUCGCAUCUUUAAGUCCUUUUUUGAUGGUCGUGGGCAGGUAGCCAUUCUUGUGUGCAUACAUCCAACGGCGAAGGAGUUUUCAGAGACUACACAAGUACUUCAGUUUGCUGAAUCUAGUCAGCAGGUUUCCACGGUUAUUCCUCUUACACCGAUGAGAAGUGAAGUCGCAUCUGAGCGCUCUAGCUCCUCAGCUGACUUGAUGGCUCUUAAUAACGAUAUCCUCGAGUCGGUUGCAACGCUUGAAUCUUUGGAUACCAAACUGCGUGGAGCUGGAUCCUUUUUCAUGUCCGACAAUUUGGAGGAAUUCAUGACGAAUGUUGGUUGUGCAUGUGGGUGUGGAGAAAAGGGACGUCGUCGAAGUUCAAAAUCCUCACGUCGUUCUACCAUGGAGGGUGUUCACCAUGGUUCCUCUUCUUGCCCUCUUCUCUCUCUUCUUCAAGUGCGAAUCGAUGAACGCCAGAAGCUCAGGGAGCUUCUAUCUCGUUUUGCAACAGAAGCCAAUGCAUCCCUUGAUAACUUUCUCCGUCGGGCUGAGAAGGAUUCGAGUCGAGCUCUUGCUGAUGCUUUAGGAAAAUCCAAGGUGGAAACACUUCAUUUGGAUUCGAGAAUUAAGCAUUUGGAGAAUGAGAUAGCAAGACUGAGAACCCUACGCUCACAGGAACGUAACGACCAUGAUCGUGAAUUGACUGGAACCAAAGCCCAGAUCAGAAAGCUCAAGGAGCAACUGGCGUCUCUCCAGCAAAUGUCACGUUCAAUACCUCGAGUCAAGCGAACUCCUCGAGGUUCCAUUAGCUCUACAAGCACCACUGAUGACAUGGGUUCUUCGAGGUAUAAUCUAAGGAAAGGACCUGCUGUUCCAUCGACUAUGAACCGUGUGGCACUUCUUUCCCGUCAAUGGGAGACCCGCUUGGCAAAAGAGAAACAAGAAGCCCCAGGUGCUCGAAGAGGGGAUCGACGUUCAAUGUCGCGUUCACGUACUGAAGUGGCUCUGGCCCAAGCCACCAACCGACCUCCAGCAAUGAACCCUCGACACCGUCGGUCAAAAUCGGUUGGCGGCGAUGCCACUGUCUGGCUGGAACACAGAGAAGACCGCCCUGCGCCUCUGGGCACCAUUCUCUCACCUACUGGUAUUAACGUACGCAAAUCUGCUACCAAAAUUAGUCUGCAAGAUACUCUCAAAGCGACAAAUUACCUACUUCAUCAUCAGACUUCUACACCUGAUGGAGAUUUGGAAACUAAACUCUAUAAGGGUUCGAUAAUCCCUACUGCAGGCGGUGGUUCAGCGGUUGUUUUCAAUGACGUUGAAGAGUUACGACAGGUUUCCCCACUCAAUACCAGUUUACGCCGUUCAUCUAGACUUUCGGCAAAGCGACAUUCAUCUGGGACUUUAUAUGAAGACACAAUUGAAAAUAUUGACAAAGAGAAUGAAUUCUUGGGUAAUGGAGAUGGCGUGCUUCCACUCUCUGCGAAACGCCGUGCAUCAGCUUCCCAUUGCAAUAAGCGAUCUUCGCUGAUCUCCACGACUUCUGGCAUCUCCACAGCAAUGGAACAAACCGAAAACGACGAUACUGACGAUAAGAGUUAUAAAACUAUCACUCCUCCUGCUAAAGACAAAUAUCUCGGUUUCAGCUACACUGGAGGCAUCUCUGGAUUCUACAAACACUAA
Molecule: messenger RNA, 2490 nt
Organism: Rodentolepis nana
Lineage: Eukaryota; Metazoa; Platyhelminthes; Cestoda; Cyclophyllidea; Hymenolepididae
Source: the annotation of a GenBank genome assembly